AUGGGGUGUCACGGGAAUAUGACGAAGUGGGCAAAGGCGCAAGUGAGGGAGUUGCUUGGAAUAUCGCAGCGGUGUCGGAGGAUCAAGCGUGUUGACGUUGGGAGGCAAUGCAUGGUUCGUGGUUCGGAGCUAGUUUUGCUGCACUGGGUUGUUACACCAGGCCUCGCGUUUUCCCCUGAAAAACUCGUGCAACCAUUUGACAUCGUCUCAAUGCAACUUUGCAUGCACCACACUUUUGAGACUGUCCAAAGGCGCGUUGUAUGCUUGACAGGAACGUCAUUGGUAUACAGAAUUCGGUUUGAAAAUCAGGACUCGAAACCGAUGUUUGGCCGCAACUACUGGUUUUUAUUGCAAGACGCAGCCGAGAAUGUAUCGGAGUAUGUUGCGCGAUGGGAAAAUUUUGGACACAAGGUCCCACCAAUCUUUGAGGCCAUGGCUCAGGCCACGGCUCAAGGCUUCAUGCAUUGUGAGCCUGAGCCUUGGGCUUUCCUGGGCCUUGACGACGGCCCAAGAAGGCCCGGCUUUGGGACGGCUGGCUCUGGCUGGCUUACGGCUUUGGGCCGGGCCUGGCACAUCACUAAUUGCGAUGUCAUCUCUCAAAUGUCAAAUGAUGGCUAUGCCUCCUGUGUAGCCACCUUCCGAUAUUUCGCUUUCCAGCGCAAGGAUGCAGGUCACUGUAGGGAACACUCUUGGCGCUCUUCAAAUCGCGAUUACUGUCUCGACGUUGCUCUUCGGAAUCGUCACUAUGCAGUGUCUUCAGUAUGUGAAACGUUAUCCAGACGAUGCGGCUAUCUUCAAAACGCUGGUUGCUUUGAACUGGUCAACUUUUCUUGCUACCCUCGUGAUAAAUAUGCGCUAAGGCAAAAACACUUAGGCUUAUGGAGCUUGGACAAUCAAUAUGCGUGUCCUCCGUGA
Molecule: messenger RNA, 915 nt
Organism: Laccaria bicolor S238N-H82
Lineage: Eukaryota; Fungi; Basidiomycota; Agaricomycetes; Agaricales; Hydnangiaceae
Exons: 5
Coding region: 1-915 (304 amino acids)
Source: RefSeq, a predicted model, not a curated record